AUCGCCUGCAUGACCACCUCGCGAUACAGUCGCAAUUAGGGUUAGCUGGGAAGCCAACGAGGGGAUCGCCUUCACUGAAUAGGACGGUAACCGGCGUGAAAAAACGACAGCUUUGAAGGAAAUUUGGAGCAGCUAUGGUGCCCGAGACAGAGUCCAUGGAUUUCAAAGUUGGGGAGCUCUUGAAAGACCUCCAGCUCGAUCCGUCGGCCUCCAAUGCCAUAGAUCGCGCCUUGUCUUCCAUUAUAGACUACAUAAACAACAUUCCCGUUCAGGAAGCGCGCGCAGAAUACGCCGCCGGGUUCCUCCGCGAUCUACGUGUGCCCUCCGAUAAGGUUAACUUCAUUUUCAAGAGCCCGGAAGCCAUCCGGAUCGCUGGCAGCUACUCUAUUGGAUGCGUUGCAAAGCCUGAUGUAAACGUCGACUUAUUAAUCCGUAUGCCCAAGGAGUGCUUCCAUGAGAAGGACUACUUGAACUACAGAUAUCAUGCUAAGAGGUGCAUUUAUCUGUGCGUGGUUGAGAAAAGUUUGAAGUCGUCUCCUCUGGUUCGGAAGAUUGAAUGGCGAACUUUCCGGAACGAGGCAAGGAAGCCUGUUAUUCAUUUGUAUCCAGUUAUAAAACAUGCGGAGCUCUCUGAGUUUUUCAUAAGGAUAAUACCUACUGCCUCUUCUGUGUUCGAUGGCUCAAGGUUGUCCAUUUCACGAAAUAAUGUUCGUGCAUUUAAUCAAAGUGACACUUCUAGAGCUACACCAUAUUACAACAGCAGCAUACUAGAGGACAUGUUUAUGGAAGAAAAUGCAGACUUUGUGAAGAACACUUUUAAUGGAUGGAACAGUUUGGGCGAUGCUUUGUUGUUGCUUAAA
Phalaenopsis equestris is the source of this 860-nucleotide messenger RNA. RefSeq names its product nucleolar protein 6-like. Gene Ontology annotation, biological process: rRNA processing; tRNA export from nucleus. The transcript is spliced from 4 exons. The annotation marks the transcript as partial. The record is from RefSeq and is a predicted model, not a curated record. NCBI's taxonomy places the organism in Eukaryota, Viridiplantae, Streptophyta, Magnoliopsida, Asparagales, Orchidaceae. Gene Ontology annotation, cellular component: small-subunit processome; UTP-C complex; CURI complex.